Messenger RNA from Leguminivora glycinivorella, 730 nucleotides. It is a transcript of the gene CPH33, whose product is annotated as proline-rich protein 4-like. The coding region runs from base 33 to 485 and encodes 150 amino acids. Lineage: Eukaryota; Metazoa; Arthropoda; Insecta; Lepidoptera; Tortricidae. The record is from RefSeq and is a predicted model, not a curated record. The transcript is spliced from 3 exons.
UAACAAUUUGUCGUGGAAUCAUACCCAGCAACAUGAUCGCCAUCAAAUCAACAACCAUCCUCCUCCUGGUAGCCUGCGCCGCUGCGUACCCAUAUCCGUACCCCGACGAAUGGGAGCCCGAAGGCCACUCCCACACGGAACACACCAAGCCGUAUCACGUGACCGUUGUCAAGAAGAUCGGCGUACCGGUCCCGCAUCCGGUGGCUGUAUCGGUCCCGCAAUAUGUGAAGAUACCGAUACCGCACCCCUACCCUGUGCACGUCACUGUGGAACAGCCUAUUCAUGUCCCGGUUUAUAAGGUCGUGCCCCAAAUCGUAGAAAAGCCCGUGCCUUACACCGUGGAGAAGCCCGUGCCCUAUGAGGUCGAAAAGCCUUACCCCGUUGAGGUCGAAAAGAAGGUCGAGGUCCCCAUCCCCAAGCCCUACCCCGUCCACGUGCCGGUCUACAAACACAUCUACCACCACAAGGGAGGCAAGAAGCACUAAAGAAAAAAGAAAAAAAAAGCUUGUUCGACAAGCGUAUUUUUCAAAUUCAAAUAUCGAACAAAUUCAAAUUCGGAAAAGAAAAAAGUUUACAAUGUAAACUGUGUCUUUUACCGAUUAGUAUUGCCAUAUUUUGGCUUCAUGUAAAUAGCGUUCCAUUUUCAAAUGGUCCAUGCUUCAUGUGCAAUAAUAACGAAUUUCAAUACCGUUCUUUAUUGAUAGAUAGAUAGAUAUACGUUUAUUUGUUU